Messenger RNA from Closterium sp. Naga37s-1, 606 nucleotides. The record is from the annotation of a GenBank genome assembly. NCBI's taxonomy places the organism in Eukaryota, Viridiplantae, Streptophyta, Zygnematophyceae, Desmidiales, Closteriaceae.
AUGAUGGAGCACCCUCUGCCAAUCACCCUCUCUCUCCCAUCCUCUCACUCUCAUUCUCUCACCCACGUCCUCUCACUCCCAUCCUCUUGCUCCCAUUCUCUCGCUCCCAUCCUCUCGCUCCCAUCCUCCCGCUCCCAUCAUCUUACUCCCAUCCUCUCACUUCCAUCUCAAACUCCUAUCCUCUCAAUCACAUCCUCUCACUUCCAUCCUCUCACUCAUCAUCCCCUCACUCCAAUCUCUCACUCCCAUCCUCUCACUCCCAUCGCCUCCCUCCCUCCCACAGCCUCCCUCCCACAGCCUCCCUCCUACCGCCUCCCUCCCACCGCCUCCCUCCCACAGCCUCACAGGGCCACGAUCAUGCCGGAGGGGUCGCACGUGAGGCCCGUGGCACUGCUGCAGUCCGGACUCGCGCCACUCCACCCGGGGAUGCUCUGCCCCCAUGCGGCCUGGCACUCCUGCAGGAAUUGUGCUGCAAUGAAUGAGUGGCAGAGGUUGGGGGCAGAGGGGCGAAGCAGGGUGGAGGAGAGUGAGGGGCCUGGCCUACACGACAUAUGGGGUAUCGUUGAGGAAGAUGACAGCACAGCAGUGCACGUGUUGCAGGCAUGA